Molecule: messenger RNA, 3562 nt
Organism: Limulus polyphemus (Atlantic horseshoe crab)
Lineage: Eukaryota; Metazoa; Arthropoda; Merostomata; Xiphosura; Limulidae
Exons: 7
Coding region: 179-3562 (1127 amino acids)
Source: RefSeq, a predicted model, not a curated record
GACACUAAGCUUUAUUAUCCCCUUGUCUGUGGCGGGUGUUCUGGACAGAAAGAACGAAAUAGAGAGAGCUCUCAAUACUCUUACUGGAGCGAGGGUCAGUAUCUACUCAGUACGUCCUUACAACGACAGUCAAGUCAGGUCUGUGGCCUUCGCCUGGGUCGCGUAUCCUCUCAGUUCCAUGAUUAACGUUGUUACUUUGGAAAAUGCUCUCAGUGCUAUUUAUGGUCGACAGUACGUCCUCCAAGAUAAGAACGAGGUACGAGAGGUAAGACAAGAAGAUUACGACAUUGUUUUCUGGUUUCUCAUCGUCUUUAUUAUCUUACUACUGUUACUGCUUUUAAUCUGGUUGAUCUGUUACUGCUGUUACUACAGAGGACGAGCUAGGAAGAAGGACGCUGUGAACUCACCCAGUAAAGUCGGCCCCUCUGAACAUGUCGUUACAAUUAAAGAAAACAGUGACAAUGAUGGACAAAGAACCCUCAGAAAACAGGUGUCCAAUGAAGAUGACAUGCGCGUUUGGAGGUUCAAUAAACAUCCUGACUACGACAGAGAAGAGCUGAUCAGAACUGACACGGAACAUGUAGAAACUGAAAGAGAAAGGGGGACGCCUCGAGAAGCUUACCCACAAGACUCUAUGAACGAAGACUAUCGAGGCCGUGAUAAUAUGGAGUAUAGAGCAGAUCGAGUGGAACGAAUUUACCGAGAAACAAGGGGCGUUUCAGCAGAUGGCCAAGUCAAAAUCGCUGAUCUGCCAAGAGAUGGCGAUAGCGGGCAGCUUGUGGGAAAUAAUUACGUGGUGCGCAGAAAUAUGGUAAAUCGUCGUCGGAGAGAUACAGACAGAUACGAAAUGUACAGAACAGAAGAACUUGAUGACAUGCGUUACCUUGACCAAGAUGGACGAGGGCAUGAACCGAGACGAAGGGAGAUUCUCUAUCUAAGAAGCCCUGUACAUGAACAUGAUAUUCAAACUGUUAGGUACAUGGAACACAACGAUGAUGGACUCCAUCGUAGCAAUAGUCAGCCAGAACUUUACAGGGAACGACGGGAUUACGUAAAUACUCAAGAUCAAAAUGUGAUUUAUAGAACUCGCCCACACAAGGUUUUGUACAGGGAUGACUCCUUCCGCUCAGAUCCUCGAGAUCAUCAAUUGAAGUUCUCUAGGUAUCAUAGGACGAAUAGUGACGUUUAUUUGCCAAAUAGAGAUAAUGAUAUCUAUGGUCAACACGUGCAAUAUGGCAGGCCGCAGGUAGCUUGGACUGGCAACUUUAUUUUGCCAGAAGAACGUUACAGAAGGCAAGGAAAACCAGACCGGGACUCUCAGGCUGGAGAAAGAUGGGCAGUUGAGGAACGCUGGGAAGAAAGGUUUGAUGAAAACGGAAGAAACCAGCGUAAUUAUGAUAUUCAAAACAACAUUCAAGAAAGGGAAGAAGUAGAAAAGUUUAGGUACCAGAUGGGACAGCAAGGACCAUCUAGUCGAGUUCUUCAUGAAACAAAUCUUGAACAGUCAGCUGCGGAGAACAGUUCUCACGAACCUGUAAAAUACGAAACCCACCGAAACGAUGCUUCAGUAGAUCAAACAAACAUUAUCAGAGAAUAUCGGUACUUUAAUGAUGGAAAAGAAUUAAGUCUGCAGAAUAACCAACACAUGGCCUCUUCUGGGGGAGUAAGCGAGGCUCGUCAGGGGAAUAGUUAUCAGACAGAAAUAGAAGGUAAUAGGCGGUAUAUUGCAGGACUUCCAAAUCCAUUCAGUGGAAUUAAUUAUGUUUAUAAAGACGAAGAUGCAAGUAGGAGGGGAAAUCAAAAUUCUUUUGAAAAUAAUACUCAAAACAUAAAUCGUGAAUUUAUUCGUGAAAUGCACAUUAUCAAGGAAAGACCCGUGGCCAGUAUGGACAAUUUUGAUCAUAUGUCUGAGUAUCAAAAGGACAUUAAUAACCCUGGUCAAAUAAGUCAGCCAAACAUGGGUAUUGGAACUAAUAAUCCUCCAAAUACUUCUCUACAACCAAGAUCAGGAAACCAGAACAUAGGUGAUGAGGAUGAAAGACAACAAAUGACGCAAAGGAACCUUCAGACAGAAGAAAAUAAUGAAAGGGAAACAGGAAAUGUGAGGAAAGAUCACCAACAAAAAAAAGUAGAUUUUGCUGAAAUGUCUAAUGUACAACAUUAUCACGCCAAUGAAGAAUACAGCUCGAAAUUUCCUCAAGAAAAUACCAACGAUCCGAUUAACUCAUCAUUUGAUCAAACAACGUCCCAUCUUGGAGAUGAUGUGCCGGGUAAACCUGUUUACUUCUCAUCUAACAAUACUUCUAACGUAUACAACAACACUGUUUAUAAUAAUAACAGUGGAGAUAUAAAUAAGGAAGACCUUACAAAGGACACAAAUAAUGGAAUCCACGAUCACACUGCUUCUGAAGAAGAAAAGCACACAACAAAUGACAGCAGUAAGCCUCACAAUCAAAGUAGUAAUAAACAGCGUGAAAACAUUCAGAACAAUGCAGAUAAUCUCAAUUCACUUAAGGAGCAAGUCAGCGAUAAACGCAACAGUAGCGAUACACUUAACAAUGCAACAUCUCAUAAAGAUAACACAUCAAUCAACAAUAGUUCUUCUGGAGCAAAUGUUAAUCUGCCCGAGUCAGAAUUUAUUGAAACUGACGGUCACAGCUUGGUGAAAACUGCCAAAAGUAAAAACACCAGUAUACAAGAGUCAAACGAUAUUAACACAGGAAACAAUUUAAACGGGCAAAAACAUCAGCAAGACACAAAUAACUACAACUCUGUCCACCAAAACUCAGAAUAUAAUGUAGAAAAGCACGUUUCUUCAGAUCAGAACAAACAAGUAGCUAGCACAGAAGAUAACACUGUUAUAAGAACAGUAAAAGAAAGUAGAACCACCGUUUACGAAACUAUUAUCGACCCUUCAUUUAAAAAUCGUCACAACAAAAGCAUCGGUGGUAGUGAAAUAAGCAAAAGUAUUGGAGAGAAUGAGUCACGUACAUUCGAAAAUUCCGCACAAAAAGUUUCAUCAGCAGCGACUGGGUCUAAAGAUCAGAGCGUAUUUGAUCCAUUGCACGCAAAAACUACGCCCAACCUUAUAGAACUGCAGAACAAAACAAAACUGGACGACAUUCAGGAAACGUAUAACCAAGUGGAUAACAGAAAUUCGAAUAGAAUGAGUGAGGUCAACAAUACUAAUAGUAAAGAAGGUGGAGUCAAUGUCCUUGUGAAGACAAUGAACAACAAUAUGCAGAGCACUAACGACUCUGAUGACUCGAAACUCCAACAGCGUCAAACAAACCAGCAAUCGGAACUCACUGAAACACGAAAAAUUAGAAGGGGAUCUCUAGAUUCCUCUCUAGAACUAAUGGACAAUCAAACCAAUCUUGGAUUAAGUCAUGGGAACGAGACGUGGAGCGAUGAUUCGGACUCUGGUAUUGGUAGAGGGAAUGCUAGCAUAAGCAUGAAAAAGAACAAUUUCUUAGAGAAGAAAAGCUUGUUCACUAUUGCCUAUGAUGGAAUACAGACACGCCAGUUGAAAUCCCAAGACGGGAGAAUAAACACCCCGUAA